AGUUUUAGUAUUUCUUCUCUUCUUCUUCCUUCUUCUUCCUUCUUCUUCUUCUUCUUAAAAGACCUUUUGCAUCUUCAAAUUAGCUGAGAUAGUGGGUUCUGAAAUUGGGUGAUAUUCUUGAUUCGACUGUUGCGGUUUUAUUUGGCUUUCCUAUUUUGACCGAUUUGGAAAAGAGGAUGUGAAAUUAAAAAAAAAAAAAGAGAGAGAGAGAACCAAUCUUCAUAUUAUAUUCACAUGUUAUUUUCUAUCUUCUAAAUUUCCCGUUUCCAAAUCUCUUUGGAAUUCCAUCUUUCUUUUGUUAGUUUCUCAGAUUUGUGUGGUGGUUAUGCUUGAAUCUGAGCAGUUAGGAGAGGAUAGGCUUCUGAAGACCGGAACUGAUCUGGUAAGUUGUUGUAGUGCUCGACAUUGGAGUGAUCUUGGAUCUCUACAGUUAAGUUGAAUAAGAGCUUCAUUUUGGGGGCUUCAGUUUGGUCAGCAUGGAAGAUGCUACUUUUUCACCAGGCUCAAUGCUGGCUGUUCCUUUGGAUUCAGCUAUGGACUUUGACUUUGUUGAUGAGCUGUUGUUAGAUGGAUGCUGGUUGGAGACAACAGAUGGAUCUGAAUUCCCUAACCCUAGUCCAUCGACUUCAAAUGCCUUGUUUGACACUCCAUUUGUAUGGCCUACGUCAGAGAAUAACAAUGGAAUUUCGUGCACUGGAGCAUCACAAAUAAGCUAUCAAGAAGAGAGGCAAGGGUCAUUGUUGCCAGAAAGUUCAAACUUGAAUGAAAGACAAGAAAGUUCAGUGAAUCCUCAAUUUAGACAGAACAUGGUUGAUUUUGACAGAAGUUACGAUCAGCCAGGAAAUUAUUUAGCUGAAGUUUCUGAACCAAUCAGAAGGUGGUGGAUUGCACCCAGAGCUAACCCAGGUCCUGCAACUUCUGUAAUGCUGCAAAGACUAAUUCAGGCACUUGAGUACAUUAAAGAUUUUGCAAUAGAUAAAGAUGUCCUUGUACAGUUAUGGGUACCUGUAAAUAGAGGAGGUAGAUGCUUCCUAACUACAGAUGAUCAACCUUUCUCACUGAAUCAGAACAGUUGGAGGCUUGCAAAUUAUAGAGACAUAUCUGCUAGAUAUCAUUUCCCAGCUGAGGAGGAUUCCAAGGAUAGUGCAGGGAUGCCUGGGAGGGUAUUCUUGGAUAAGGUACCAGAGUGGACUCCUGAUGUCAGGUUCUUUAGAAGUGAUGAAUAUCCAAGAAUAGAUCAUGCCCGGCAAUGUGACAUUCAUGGAUGCUUUGCCCUUCCUGUUUUUGAACAAGGCAGUAGGACUUGCUUGGGGGUUAUUGAGGUUGUGACGACUACCCAGAAGAUCAAGUAUCGUCCAGAGCUUGAAAAUGUUUGCAAAGCACUGGAGGCCGUUAACCUUACAAGUUCUAUUGCUUCAAGCUCUCAAAAUGUAAAGGUUUGCAGUAAAUCCUAUGAAGCAGCCUUACCUGAGAUCAAAGAGGUCUUGAGAUGUGCCUGUGAAACUCAGAAAUUACCCCUAGCACAGACUUGGGUUCGUUGCAUCCAACAGGGUAAAGAAGGGUGCCCUCACUCCAAUGAGAACUAUGUUAAUUGUGUUUCCACCAUAGAUGACGCUUGCUAUAUUGCUUAUCCUGGAAUCCAGGCUUUUCAUGAGGCCUGCUCUGAGUAUCACCUGUUAAAAGGUCAGGGUGUUGUUGGGGAAGCAUUUAUGACUAACCAACCCUGCUUCUCUCCUAACAUAACAUCCUAUAAAAAGACUGAGUAUCCCCUCUCACACCAUGCAACAAUGUUUGGGCUGCAAGGUGCUGUGGCAAUACGUCUGCGCUCCAUUGACACUGGUACAGCUGACUUUGUCUUGGAGUUCUUCUUACCAACAGAUUGCACAGAUAUUGAAGAACAGAGGAAGAUGCUACACUCAUUAUCCAUCAUCAUACAAAAUGUGUGCCAUAGCUUACGGGUCAUCACAGAUAAGGAGCUAGCAAAAGAAACAGAUUCUCUGGUUAGUGAGGUAAUAGUCCCAUCAUAUGGCAUUCCUAACGGAGAAGAGAUAUUGAAAGGGGAACAUGCUGAUACUGGAAGGUAUUCUCAAGAAAAUUCAUCUUGGACUAGCCCUAAUGAGGUUCAACAAGGCAGUAAAGUUGCCUCAGUAUUUCAGAAUGAUAAAACAAGUCCAAUGUUUAAUAAGAAUGUCUCUGAGGUGAGGCAGCAUCAUGAAGAUUCUUACCUAAAAGGAAGUAUAGAGCAUGGUGGAGAUUCUACUUUUAAUGAGGUUGGCUUUUCAAGUCUGACUGGGGGAAAGCUAGGAGAGAAAAGACGUACAAAAGCAGAGAAAACAAUCACCUUGGAAGUUCUCCGUCAAUAUUUUGCUGGAAGCCUAAAGGAUGCUGCAAAGAGUCUUGGCAUUUGCCCCACGACAUUGAAAAGGAUAUGUAGGCAACAUGGAAUACAACGUUGGCCUUCUCGAAAACUCAAGAAGGUCGAUCACUCUUUAAGGAAGCUGCAAAAUGUGAUUAACUCAGUCCAAGGUGCCUCUGAUACAUUUCAAAUAGGUUCCUUCUAUGCAAAUUUCCCAGAGCUGGCCUCUCCAAAACUAUCAGGAUCCAGCACAUUUGCAACUUCAAAGCUGUGCAAUCAUCCCAACUUGUCAAGCAGGCAGCCUGAGGGUGGCAUUCUCAGCUCUCAAGCAGCCAUUUCAAACUCACCCUCUUCAUCAUGCAGUCAGAGUUCCGGUUCAAGCCAUAGCUGUUCCAGUGAAAGACCACAAUAUUUUACAUCUAAAGUUUCUGGUUCUGAAGAUCUCAUGCUUGGUGAGAGCUUAGGUGAUGGAGUACUAAAAAGAGUCAGAAGCCAUGCAGAGCUGGAGGCCUCAGGUCGAGAAGGAAUAAAGCAAUUGCCAAGAUCCCAGAGCCAAAAAUCUCUGAAGGAGCAGUCUACUUCAGAGAGUCUUCUACCAAGGGGCAAUGGCCAGAUGGCUCAAGAGUUAGUUGCACAGAGGAUAAAAGUCACAUACGGGGAUGAAAAGAUCCGGUUCCGCAUGCAGAAUCAAUGGAGAUUCAAAGAUUUGUUGAAAGAAAUUGCAAGACGGUUUAACAUAGACAAUAUAACCAGAUAUGAUCUCAAGUACUUGGAUGAUGAUUCUGAGUGGAUUUUAUUGACAUGUGAUGCAGAUUGGGAGGAGUGUAUUGAUGUCUGUCAAUCAUCUGAGGGCAACCCAAUCAGACUAAAACUACAGGUUUCUCAUAAUCAUUUGGACAGGUAUUCAAGAACAUGUGGCCCUUCAUGACCUUUUGUUGUAUACUUGUAUUUGCAUCAGCUUGGAUCUUGGAUUUAGACUUGCUGGAAAGCCUGAGCAAGGGUUCUUUGCCUAAAUGGUAAUCCUGAAGCACAAAGCUGGUAUAAUGCUGGAGUGGCAGAAGCAGUGUUCCCACUCAGCAAAUUGCAUUUCAAAGAGAGAAUUUUUAGUUCGGUAAAUCAGGUAUGAGUUCAUGAAUGUUUUUCUGUAGGGUAGAAGAGAUUUUGGAUCUGAAACUUAGUUGUGCAUCAAGUUUGUUGAUUUUUAGUCAAAGAAGAUGAAGAGAAAAUAUUAUCAAAGUUUGUUGAUGUUGUGGUAACCAGCAAUAAAAUGAUAGAAGUCUGAUGUAAAGUGUCCAAAUUGAUUAGAUUGAGAUUUUUAUGAUAUUUAAUGAAUGGAAAUGUAUGUA
This is a messenger RNA of Rubroshorea leprosula, 3702 nucleotides long. The record is from the annotation of a GenBank genome assembly. NCBI's taxonomy places the organism in Eukaryota, Viridiplantae, Streptophyta, Magnoliopsida, Malvales, Dipterocarpaceae.